This is a messenger RNA of Drosophila navojoa, 5851 nucleotides long. It is a transcript of the gene PDZ-GEF, whose product is annotated as PDZ domain-containing guanine nucleotide exchange factor. The record is from RefSeq and is a predicted model, not a curated record. Gene Ontology annotation, cellular component: apical plasma membrane; plasma membrane. NCBI's taxonomy places the organism in Eukaryota, Metazoa, Arthropoda, Insecta, Diptera, Drosophilidae. Gene Ontology annotation, biological process: Ras protein signal transduction. Gene Ontology annotation, molecular function: protein binding; guanyl-nucleotide exchange factor activity.
UAUCUAUCUACUAGGGCAACACUGACGCGUCGAGACCCAUUGUGCAUUUUUCUAAAUUAAAAUGGCAUAUGCAAGCCGAAAAGUAAUUAAAUAAAGUGCAAUACGGAAUAAUAAAGUGCUUGCUGGUAUGCUGCAAAUCCUAAAGAAUAAUAGAAAUAAAAACUUAUCGUUUGCUGAAAGUAGUGGCUUUUCUGCUUGAAAAACUAUGCGCGUGUGCUCGUGUACGUCUGACUGUAGGUGUGUGCGUGUGCGUGCGUGUAUGUGUGAGUGAAAUUCCAACAAUGCGCAGGGAGCGAGCUGGCUGAAAUUUCUUUAUGCAAAGCGUACGCAACAAAAACGAAGAAGCCACCGAUAAAGCAGGGAAAAAUUUAUAUCUUAAUCGCAAAGUCUAAAGUUCAGUGCACAUAUCAUUCAAGUGAUUGGCAUGCCGUAGCUGCAGUAGACGAAGCAGCAGCAACAGCAGCAGCAUUAGCAGCCCCUUAAUGGAUCCAUAUCAUCAUAUCAGACAUCAUUAUCCACCCACUAGCACAGCCAGCUCAACAAUUGUUGGCAGCGGCACCGUCACCAACACCGGCUCAAUCAAUCGACCAGAAUUGCAUCAAAAAUGCAAUCGUGGCUCCCAUUCAAGUGACACAAGUUCAGCGUACAGCGGCAGCGACACAAUGGCCUCUGUCUAUGGCUCAUCGCUGGAGGCCGAGGAGAUUGAUCUCUCCGGCCUCGUUGAGUCUGUGGUGGACUCCGAUGAGGAGGAUCUAGCCGAAAGCAUGGAUAGCCUUAACGUGCGAGAUGCCGUACGCGAUUGUCUCGAAAAGGAUCCAUCGGAGCGCAGCGAAGAUGAUGUGGAAAUUCUGCUGGAGUUCACGCAGGGCCUCAAGGCAUUCACAAACAUAACGCUAGCGGUGCGACGGGCCCUCUGCUCGGUGAUGGUGUUCGCCGUGGUGGACAAGGCCGGCACAGUGGUCAUGUCGGAUGGUGAGGAGCUCGACUCCUGGUCGGUGCUGAUCAAUGGCGCCGUUGAGAUCGAGCAUGCGAAUGGCACGCGCGAGGAGCUGCAGAUGGGCGAUUCGUUUGGCAUUUUGCCCACCAUGGAUAAGCUGUAUCAUCGCGGCGUGAUGCGCACCAAAUGCGAUGAUUGUCAAUUUGUGUGCAUUACCCAAACCGAUUACUAUCGCAUCCAGCAUCAGGGCGAAGAGAAUACGCGCCGGCACGAGGAUGACCAGGGUCGGGUGGUAAUGGUCACCGAGCUGCGUUCGAUCGGAGGCAGCGGUGCAGAGAGCGCCACUACAACGGGCAGCGGCUCGGCUUCGGCCAAUUUGAAUACGAAACGUGGUCAUGUGGUCAUCCGAGGCACACCCGAGCGUCUGCUGCAGCAGCUUGUCGAAGAGAACUCAAUGACCGAUCCCACAUAUGUGGAAGACUUUCUGUUGACGCAUCGCAUCUUCAUACAGAAUCCACAGGAGGUGACGCGAAAGCUGUUGCAUUGGUUCGAUCUGGAGCAGGUGGACACGCACAAGACCCAAGAGCUGAGGGAUCGUGUCACGCGCGUCGUGCUGCUGUGGGUGAACAAUCAUUUUACCGACUUUGAGGCUGACCACGAGAUGAUGGAGUUCCUGGAGAUCUUUGAGGCUGGCCUGGAAAGCAAAAAACUGUUGAGUCAGCUGCGCCUGCUGCACAUCGCGUGCGCGGCCAAGGCACGCAUGCGCAGUUGCAUUUUAACGCGUUCCUCACGCGACGAGCCGCUUAAUUUUCAAAUUAUCGGCGGCUAUGAGCUGCGAGGCGUGGCCGCAGCCACCGGCAAUGCUUCGGUUGGCAUUUACAUAUCGCACGUGGAGCCGGGCUCAAAGGCUCAGGAUGUCGGCCUCAAGCGUGGCGAUCAAAUCCAUGAGGUGAAUGGCCAAUCGCUGGAUCAUGUGACCAGCAAGCGGGCGUUGGAGCUGCUGACGGGCACCACGCACCUGAGCAUUCAGGUGAAAAGCAAUUUGCUGGGCUUCAAGGAGAUUAUGCAGGCACUCGAGCAUGGCAGCGGCAGCAAUUCAGCUGGCGGCGGCAGCGGCGGCGGCAUCAGCAGCAGCGGCAACGGCAGCUUCAAGAGUUUGCGCAGUCCGCGUCGUAUUUGCGCCAACGAUAUUGCCAAGCUGCAUGGCCGCAGCGAUAGCACCACCGAGGAGCUAACGAACCGAGCGCACAUGGUGCGCCUGAGUUCCGUGGACAUGCUGCUCGAUCAGCCGGACUGUGCGCCGCCACAGACGCCGCCCGUGAGCGGCGGCGGCGGCAACAUGGCGGCCAAUUUCAUGCAGCAGCUGCUGCAGAGCGUCAACUCGAAUUCGGCCAAGAAGUGCAGUGCCGAGGAUGGCAAGCCGGGUGGUUUCAUGACGCUGGCGCCGAAGCGUCGACUGCAGAAGGCGUUGGCCAAAAUGAAUCUACUGAAGCAGCAGCAGCAGCCGCACGUGGGCAGCUUGAACGACAGCGCCGACACGCUGCUCAAUGAGCCGCAAUCGAAGCCGAAGCUGUCCGCCGCCAGCUCGGGCAGCAGCAGCUGCAAUUCCACCAACGGCGGCUGCAAUGCCACCACUGUCGGACGUUUGUAUCAAUCGCAAUCGAAUCCGGAUCUGAGCAGUCUCAACUAUGACAACAACAUUGAGUCCUCUGGCACGCUGCAGGUCAACUAUUUGCAGUCCCACAUCCAUCGCCCCUCCGCGGCCAGCACGCUGACGAGCAGCUCCAUGCUGCCGCCGGACUAUCCGGAACAUGUGCUCAAGGUGUACAAGUCGGAUCAGACGUGCAAGUAUGUGCUCAUCUACAAGGAGACGACGGCCCACGAGGUGGUCAUGUUGACACUGCAGGAGUUCGGCAUCCAUGAUCCCAGCUCGAACUUCUCGCUGUGUGAGGUGAGCGUUGGCGAGGGCGGCAUGGUGAAGCAGCGUCGCCUGCCCGACCAACUCCAGAAUCUGGCCGAGCGUAUCAGCUUUGCGGCACGCUACUAUCUCAAGCUAAACGACAGCACCGAGCCGCUGGUGCCGGACGAGCUGGCCCUGGAGCUGGUGCGCGAGUCGGGCGUUCAUUUUCUCCAGCUGAACGCGUAUGAGCUGGCCAUACAGCUGACACUGCAGGACUUUGCCAACUUCCGGCAGAUCGAGUCCACGGAAUAUAUCGACGAGCUGUUCGAACUGCAAUCCAAAUACGGUGUGCCGAUGCUCAGUAAAUUCUCGGAGCUGGUGAAUCGCGAAAUGUUCUGGGUGGUUAGCGAGAUUUGUGCCGAGCACAAUAUCGUGCGUCGCAUGAAGAUCGUGAAGCAGUUCAUCAAGAUAGCGCGACACUGCAAGGAGUGCCGCAAUUUCAACUCAAUGUUUGCCAUCAUAUCGGGUCUGGGCCAUGGCGCCGUGUCGCGCCUGCGCCAGACCUGGGAGAAGCUGCCCUCGAAAUAUCAGCGACUGUUCAAUGAUCUGCAGGAUCUGAUGGAUCCGUCGCGCAACAUGUCCAAGUACAGGCAGCUCGUGUCGGCUGAGCUGCUCGCCCAGCAUCCCAUCAUACCGUUCUAUCCGAUUGUGAAAAAGGAUCUGACCUUCAUCCACCUGGGCAACGAUACGCGGGUCGAUGGCCUGAUCAAUUUCGAGAAGCUGCGCAUGCUCUCCAAGGAGGUGCGCCUGCUGACGCACAUGUGCAGCUCACCCUACGAUCUGCUGGCCAUAUUGGAGCUGAAGGGCCAGACGCCAUCGAAUGCGCUCUUCUCGCUCAACCAGAUGUCCGCCUCGCAGAGCAACGCCGCUGCCGGCACGGUGAUCGCGGCCAAUGCCGGCCAGGCGACGAUCAAGCGGCGCAAGAAGUCGACCGCCGCGCCGAAUCCCAAGAAAAUGUUCGAGGAGGCGCAAAUGGUGCGACGGGUGAAGGCCUACCUGAAUAGCCUCAAAAUACUGAGCGAUGAGGAUCUGCUGCACAAGCUGUCGCUGGAGUGCGAGCCGCCGCACGGCUCCACCUACUCGGGCAGCAUAUCGCACGGGAAUAGCUCGCAUCGCAGCGCCGGCAGCGGCAGCGGCAGCAUCAAUGCCGGCAACACCGGCACCGGCAGCCACAAUGCCGGCGGCGAUCAGCUGAGCAUCUAUUCGCAGACCAGCUCCAGCUCGGCGCCGAACUCGUCGCUGUCGCUGCGCAAGCGACACCCCAGCUCGCCCACGCUCUCCACGACCAGCUCGACGAGCUCCACCAGCGACAAUCAGCGCCGCCAGCAGCUGCACAACAAUGGACCCAAAUUCGGCACCGCCUCGCCGCAGGCCGUCAAGAAGAUGCUCUCGCUGUCGGAGUCCUCGAAAAUACGACCACACCAGCCGUUCGUGCCGCGACAUAGCUCAGCGCUGCCCGGCGUCCUGCCGCCGCUGCAUCAUCUACAUGCGGCCCAUGGCUUCAGCACGCCGGCCGGCGCUGGAGGCGGCAUUGUGCCAGCUGCUGGUGCUGUGGUGCCGCCGGGCGUGGCCAAUGCACAGUGCACGCCCAGUCCCAGUCCCUGUGCACACCGACGUCUGGCAUCGGGAGGUAACAUAAUGCCCACACGUGCGAUACACGAGCGCUCCCACUCGGACACGCCCGCCCCGCCGCCGCCGUUGCCCUCGGUGGAUCUAUCGCUGGAGAGCAGCAGUGUGACUACGUUUCGUGACUUACCGUUGCGCAAAUCCGUGACUUCCGGUUCAGUAUCGUCGUGUGAUAGUGGGCAUGGUUCCUACGCCCAACAGCAACAGCAGCCGCAGUCGUCGCACCAUCAGCAACACCACUUGACAUACCAACAGCAACAACAACAACACAAUGAACCAUCGCCGCCCGUUUAUACGGCUGCCGAUUGCCGCCUGUUGCAGCAAAUUUCCAAUAAUGCCGUUACACGGAAUUUGAAUAGUCCCUGUCAGAGCACGAGCACUCCACCUAGCACACCCACACCACCACCACCACAAACACUGCAACAACAACUACAUCAACAGCAACAACAACAACAACAGCUACCCCAAAUGCAACCACCAACAGCAUCCUUGCAGCCACCACAGCUUCCUGCACCGCCAGCGCCUUAUAUACACAUGCGCAGCCACCAGCAGCUGCAGCAAAUCCAACAGCAAUUGGCCAUGCCACCACCACCACCGCCGGUCUACACCAGCAGCCUGUACAAUCAUCAUCAUAGCAAUGCGACUAGCAGACACCUGAACCACAUGCAUGGUGGACCGCCAAAUUUUAUGGAUAGCACCAAGUGUACCAUAUGUCCCAUGCCACCAAUGAAUCAAUAAAUCAAACUGUGCUGUUUUAACUACUAAAUGUUAAUUUAAUUAGUUCAUAUAUAUAUAUAUGCCAAAAUUUGUUAAAUGGUUGUGGUUUCCAUGUCGCCAGCAACAAAAUACAUACAUACAUACAUCAUAUGCACAUACACAUAUAUACACACAACAAGGGGCACAACCAUGGAAGAGCUGCUGCCUCAACAAAAACAGACGCGCACACACAAACACAUAUUUACAUGUGCGCAACCCCAUUAUCAUGAACCCUUUUUUGCUACCCUUUAAAUGUUCGAGAUCCCAUUGUCACGUAUUCUUAGAUUAAGCGCCUAAAGUUUAGUUUAUGCUCUAUAUGUUUUAAGUGGCUUACGAUUAAUUUUAAUUUAGCACAAUUCUUUGUAAACAUUUUCCUAAAAAAAAAAAAACUUUUCGAAAAAAAAAACAAAUCGAAUAGGAAUCAUCCACAAAGCUGUUGCCUUCUCACGUGCAUCAAAAGAAAACGUCUGCAGGCAGACCUAUCCAGCAGACUAAAUCAAAAACAAAAACUACAAAUUUGCAAUCAAAAUCUCUUUCGAAGACUUUCAGUCGGCAUUUAACAAAAAUAAAAA